Molecule: messenger RNA, 1674 nt
Organism: Aspergillus tanneri
Lineage: Eukaryota; Fungi; Ascomycota; Eurotiomycetes; Eurotiales; Aspergillaceae
Product: translation initiation factor eIF2B subunit delta
Exons: 2
Coding region: 1-1674 (557 amino acids)
Source: RefSeq, a predicted model, not a curated record
AUGGCAAAUCCAGUCGACCCGGUGCUUUCUUCCUCCUUAUCGACAUCCGUAUCUUCCCCGGUAGUACCGUCGCAAUCCAUGUCCGAAAUGCAUCCACCCACGUCGCAAUCCGCAAAACCAUUUAAGCAGCCCAAACCCAAAGAGGGCGAUGCAGCUGCCGCCGACGGCGACCAGAAGCUCUCCCCCGCGGAACUGAAGAAGAAAGCUAAGGCUGAGAAAGCGGCACGUCGCGCGCGCGAAAAGACCGAGCGAGAACAGGGACCCGGAGGUGCCUCUGCCGGAGGACCAGGCGCCGCGACGGCUGCGAAGAAGGGCACAGCUGGAGCAGGAGCGGGACCUAGUUCCGGUAUCGGUGGAAAAGAGGGGAUGUUGCCGUCAAGCGCGGCGCAGAAAGAUAAGAGAUAUAGAAGGGGAUCGGCGGUUCAGACUCAGGGUGGUAGUGGUAGUGGUAGUGGGGGAGGUGGAGGAGCGGGCGCAGAGCAGAAGAAGAAGCAGGAAGAUAAGAAUGUGGCUGUGUUUGGACAUUUGUAUGGACAGCCAAGGAGGACGACGAUUGCGGGAGCUGGGAAGGAGGUGCAUCCGGCUGUUUUGGCGCUGGGAUUGCAGAUGAGGGAUUAUGUGGUUUGUGGGAGCAGUGCUCGAUGUGUGGCUACGUUGCUUGCGUUUAAACGGGUGAUCGAAGCGUAUACGACUCCCUUAGGCACUUCCCUGGCUCGACAUUUGACUACCCAUCUGUCUCACCAGAUCACGUAUCUCUCGACGUGUCGACCGCUCUCAAUCAGUCAGGGAAAUGCCAUACGAGCUCUCAAGCUGGCUAUCUCAUCUAUCGAUCCGUCCGUGCCAGAGGCGACGGCAAAGUCGUCGCUGAGCGACUUCAUUGAUAGUUUUAUUCGCGAGAAGAUCACCGUGGCGGACCAGGUGAUCGCGGGCAGCGCGGCGCAGAAGAUCCAGGACGGUGAUGUGAUCGUGACGUUUGCGGGCAGCUCGAUCGUGAAACAGACGCUUCUGACGGCACAUAAACAGGGCAAGAAGUUCCGCGUCUCCAUCAUCGACUCUCGUCCCCUGUUCGAGGGCAAGACCAUGGCGCGUACGCUGGCCAACGCCGGUCUGGACGUGCAGUAUUCCCUCAUCAACGGCGUCAGCCACGCCAUCAAGGACGCUACGCGGGUAUUUCUGGGUGCUCACGCCAUGACCAGCAACGGACGAUUGUACUCGCGGGUUGGCACAGCGCUGGUCGCCAUGUCCGCCAAAGAGCGGGCUGGCGGGGUCGAAGUCCCUGUGAUCGUGUGCUGCGAAACGGUCAAAUUUACCGACCGGGUGGCUCUGGACAGUAUCGUUGUCAACGAGAUUGCCGACGCGGACGAGUUGGUUUCCACGCAGUCCUCUCCGCAGGUGCUGACCGGUCUGGGGGACACAGCGGCUGCAACGAGCGCGUCAGCGGAGACCAAGAAGGGCAGUAAGCCAGCGGCGCCUCCCCCGACAGAACAGAAACAGACGGGCGUGGCGAACGGAACCUCUCCUCUGGCAAACUGGAAGGAGACGAAGAACCUUCAGCUGCUGAAUAUCAUGUACGACGUGACACCGGCGGAGUAUGUGGACAUGGUUGUGACGGAAAUGGGUAGUUUGCCUCCUAGUGCGGUGCCAAUUGUGCAUCGGAUGAGUACGAAUCUGUAG